Blepharisma stoltei is the source of this 495-nucleotide messenger RNA. The record is from the annotation of a GenBank genome assembly. Lineage: Eukaryota; Ciliophora; Heterotrichea; Heterotrichida; Blepharismidae.
AUGACUGAAAUAAUUCCUCAAGAAAUCGCGGUGAAAUUCAACCCUCCUAAAAUUGCUAUAGUCUACAAGCGCAACAAAAAUUCAUACAUCAGAGAGUUUCAAUUUGCCUUAGAAGAUCUUCAAGAAAGCACUCAAACUUUAGUAGAAGCUUUACUAAACACUCAUCCUGAAUAUUUUGAAAGAAUCAAACCAACUCAAAUCAGUAGAUUAUUAGACACCCUGAAAAGCAAACAAUCGAAAUCAAACCAGCUUCGUUUUGGAAAAAUGGAAGGAUUUAAACCGAAAAUGAAGGAUGGACCUUCAGAUUUGCAACAUUAUAAUAAAUUUAUUGACGACAUGGACCUUUACAGCCCCAGAAAUGAUGAAGAAGGGGAAGAAGGGGAAGAAGGAGAAGAAGAUUUAGAAGAAGGAUAUUAUGAAGACCGCCACCAAUACAAUUAUGACGAAUUAGACAAAAACAUGGAAAAUCUUUCGUCUGAAGAAGACUUAUUUUAA